Messenger RNA from Lactuca sativa (garden lettuce), 5609 nucleotides. RefSeq names its product TMV resistance protein N. Gene Ontology annotation, molecular function: ADP binding; protein binding. Gene Ontology annotation, biological process: signal transduction; defense response. NCBI's taxonomy places the organism in Eukaryota, Viridiplantae, Streptophyta, Magnoliopsida, Asterales, Asteraceae. The record is from RefSeq and is a predicted model, not a curated record.
CGGGAACAAGGCGUAAGUGGUGUCUUCUUCUACUUCAUCAAUGGCGUCUUAUUCUACUUCAUCCAUUUACAAGAGUUUCAAGUAUGAUGUGUUUUUGAGUUUUAGAGGUGAAGACACUCGUACAAAUUUCGUUGAUCAUCUUUAUUAUGCUCUUCAGCAGAAAAGCAUUCACACUUACAAGGAUGAUGACAGAAUCAGAAAGGGCAAAAGGAUCUGUGAUGAGCUCAUCAGAUCCAUUGGAGACUCAAAACUCUACAUCAUUGUUUUCUCGAAGAACUAUGCCUCUUCUUCUUGGUGCUUGGAUGAGCUUGUGAAGAUCAUGGAAUGUCACAAGACCAACGAGCAUACCGCCUAUCCUGUUUUCUAUGAUGUGGAACCAUCGGAAGUCCGCAAACAAAGAGGGGCAGUUGAAAAAGCCUUUGCCAAGCAUGAAAAUGAAGAGGCUGCAGAGAAAUGGAGGGAUGCUCUGAAAGAAGCAGCGGAUCUGGCUGGGUGGGAGUUGAAGAACACUGCCGAUAGGCAUGAAGCUAAGUUCAUCCAAAAAGUUGUUGGAGAAAUUUCACUAGAGUUAAGAUCCAUUGAUUUCAGCUUUGAUGAAAAGUUAGUAGGCAUGGAGACCCGGGUCUAUGAUGUGUUAUCAUCUCUAAGAACUAGUUUAAAUGAUGUUCGCAUGAUCGGGAUUAAGGGAAUGGGAGGUGGUGGGAAGACAACUUUAGCCAGGGCUGUUUUUGAUCAAAUAUCCUUUCAAUUCGAAGGUAAAAGCUUCGUUGAGAAUGUUAGGGAAGUUUCAAAAGCUUCUUUGUCCGGUUUGAAGUCGUUACAAAACCAAAUUCUUUCUGAUGUCUUCAAUGAUCAGAGCAUCUCUGUUAGUAGUGUUUAUGACGGAAAAAACAUGAUGAAGAGGAGGAUGGGUGGUAAAAAGGUUCUUCUUGUUCUAGAUGAUGUGGAUCAUAUAGAGCAGCUUGAGGCCUUAGCGGGUGAGACAAAUUGGUUUAAACCAGGAAGCAGAAUUAUCAUUACAACAAGAGAUGAGCAAGUACUCGUAGCACAUGGAGUGAAGUCGAUUCAUAACGUCAAGUUGCUAUCUGAUAAUGAAGCAAUUUGCCUCUUCAAUAGGUAUGCAUUUGUGAGAGAGACUCCAGAUCUAACGUACAAAGAGCUAUCACGACAAGUUGUACAUUAUGCUGCUGGUCUUCCCUUAACGAUUAGAGUUUUAGGUUCGUUUCUUUGUGGUAAAAAUGAGCUUGAAUGGACAGAUGCCCUAAAAAGAUUAAAAACAAUCCCCUUAAUGGAAACUCUGAAAAAAUUAGAAUUAAGCUAUACCAGUCUAGAGGAGGAUUACAAAGAGAUUUUCCUGGAUGUUGCAUGCAUAUUAAAAGGAUGGUCGAAAGCCUUAGCAAUUGAAGCACUUGAAAGCUGUGGAUUUCAUGCUAGAAAUGGUUUAAGAGUUCUUGAGCAAAAAUCUCUCAUAACUGUUAAUCAUAAUGGGUAUCUGGGCAUGCAUGACCAUAUUGAAGAAAUGGGCAAGAAUAUUAUUCGUCGUUCGCACCCGGAUAAGCCUCAUAAACAUAGUCGAUUGUGGAUUGAUGAGGAAAUUGAAGACAUAUUGGCUAAUGACUUGGGUACCGAAGCAAUAAGAUAUAUCCGAUUCUACGCGUGUAAACUCAGUCCUGAAAUUGUGAUGAAAGGACUUCAAAAUAUGAAGGAACUUAGUUUACUUGAUGUAUCUGUGGGUUCUCUUGAUGCACGUAAAAGCGAUUAUUUUUUUCGAUACUGGAAAUCUAAUAAAUUUCCAAAUGCUUUGCGAUAUCUGUGUUGGAACUAUUACCCUUUUAGGUCAUUACCCAUGACAUUUCAUGCAGAUAAUCUUGUUUCACUUUACAUGACUAACAGCAGAAUUGUACAACUCUGGGAAGGGGGAGAAAGAAAGGUUCUAAAGAAGCUCAAAUUCCUUGAUCUCAGUUAUUCAAUGUUGAGGACCCUUGAUCUUGGGCUUACUCCAAAUAUUGAGACGUUGAAUCUUAAAGGAUGUGGUGAUUUGGAAGAAGUGCACAUGAUUGGUGGAUGUUUAAAGCUCAUUACUAUCGACCUCAGUUUUUCAACCUUGACAACCCUUGACCUUGGGUUGGUUCCCAAUAUUGAGCUAUUAGAUCUUAGAAAUUGUUCAGGUCUGAUAGAACUUCACAUGCCCAGUAGAUCUCUAAAUUUGAAAUCCACCAAACUCAAAAAUUCAAAGUUGAGGACCCUUGACAUUGGGCUGAGUCCUAAUCUCGAGCAUUUAGAUCUUACAAAUUGUUUGGAUUUGGAGGAAAUUCACUUGGCAAAUGGGUGUCAAAAGCUCACAUCCCUUGAUAUUAUGUCUUCAAAAUUGAGGAAUGUUGACAUUGGGCUGACUCCAAAUCUUGAGAGGUUAGAUCUUAAAAAUUGUUACAAUUUGGUAGAACUGAACAUGGCUGAUGAUUCUCUAAAGAAACUCGUCUACUUAGGCUUAAGUGGUUGUUUGAGGUUCAGAUCUUUUAUUUUUCACAUAGAGGAUCAUGCUUCUCAUACUGAGGAGAAUACUUCUUGUGCUGAGGAAGAUGCUUCUUGUGCUGAGGAUGAAUCGCUUGAGAUUGGUCCUCUAGCCGAGUUACAUCUAACUGCAAUUUCCGUACAUGGAUGCCCAUUUCACCCUGAAAGCAACCUACCAAAGCUGCAGUUUACAUGUUUAUAUGAAGAAGAUACACUGUUAUUUACUAGAAAUCUUGAGAAGCUUAUUUCUAUAGGUCUGUGUGUUUGCACAAACCUUGAUACGUUUUCAAAAAGCAUUUGCGGGUUACAACGCUUAAGAAAGCUCAAACUAGAAGGCGACAUAUUAGAGGUCCCCAAGAAUCUUGACCAACUAGAAUGUCUAGAGGAGCUAGAUUUGUCAAAUACAAAGAUUAAACAUCUUCCCGAUAACAUUUGUAUGUUGAAACAUCUGAGAUCUCUCAAACUUAGAUCAUGUCGGCUUCUUGAGAAGUUACCCAAGGAUCUUGGCCGAUUAGAAUGUUUGGAGGAGCUAACUUUAACAUGUGGAAUAAUUAAAGACCUUCCGGAUAGCAUUUGUUUGUUGAAACAUUUGGAAUCUCUUGAACUUUAUGAUUGUUCAUGUCUUGAGAAGUUACCCAAGGACAUUGGCCGAUUAGAAUGCUUGAAGAAGCUAACUGUGUCAUCUGCACAGAUUAAAGAUCUUCCUGAUAGCAUUUGUAUGUUGAAUAAAUUGGAAUCUCUCGAACUUAGUUAUUGUUGGUUGCUUACGAAGCUACCUGAGGAUCUUGGCCGAUUAGAAUGUUUAGAGAAUCUAAGCCUAAAAGGUUGUAAGUUUUUACGAGAUAUCCCAAACAUCAUACGUAAGAUGAAAGGUCUAAAAAAUCUCAAUCUUUGUAAUUGUAUUCAAGUUAAGACAUUGCCUGAGGAACUUGGGGAUCGACAAUGUUUAGAACAGUUAGAUAUAGAAGGUACAUGCAUAAGACAUCUUCCACAGAGCAUGUUUUUGUUGAAAGGUCUGAUUAUUUAUGGGUCCAGAAGGGUACUUCAGUCAUGUGGUUUUACAUCUGAGAUUCAAACCUCGGAAUACGGUAUGUUUUGCUAUGUAAAGGUGUGAAUAAGUCACAAAGAACCAUUUAUAUAUAACAGGUACUUUUUCCAUUUUCUCUUAUCGUCUAACUUUGGUUUUGAAUUUUUUAAUUUAUAUAUGACAAUAGUUAAUUUUCUGCCAGUUUUUAUUAGAAGAAAAUACAAGUACUGUAAAUAGAAUUGAUAGAGGAAAUUGUAAUAGAGUAGAAUGAAAUGAAUGAAGAUGAAUGAAAUGAUCUGAUGUAUUGAUAGAAUCGAAAGAUGAAGGUUCCACAAUCAUAAGAUUCACUGAACAAAAUCUCAGGAGCCAAUUACAAUGCAAAGAAAUUACUUGAUCCUUCUAACAGAAUUAUUCCCUCUAUUUAUUAGCUUCUCUCCUUUGAACAGACUUUUAGCCACUUUCCCUUUCUGCCCUUGUGUUGUUUUCCUUUUCUGCCCCUUUGUCCUUCCUUGAGGUUAUCAUAUGUGCAUCCCCAUUUGUAUCGCCAUCAUGCAUUUUCUUCUUCAUUCGUAAACCAAAUUAUCCUUUUUGGAGAAUACCAGGAAAAAUACUAUGGUGUCUUCUCAAGAAUUGUAUAUACUGAAAAGUUGUAAGAAAAAUGUGAUGAGUUGCUGUCUUCUGCUAAUCAUAUACUUAAUUAGGAGUGCCCAACAUGUUGUACAAGAAAUAGCAACAUAGUUUCAGUCAUUUGGUUCGUAUAGCAUCAUACUUUCAUUUCCUCCUACUAAAACAAUGUAUUUUGAAUAAUCUACCCACUUGUAGCAAUAUCAUCCAAAAUUCCAAAUACAAAUCAAAUUUCAUUGCUAUAGGUGGGUAGAUUUUUCAAAGGAUAACAUGUUAAUAAUAAUAAUAAUAAUAAUAAUAAUAAUAUCUGAAAAUACAGUGAUAUAAUUGGUAGCUUUUUUAAAGUACAAUGCCUUAAUAAUAAAUAAAAUUUGAAAGUAUAACGGUGUAGCAGAAUGAAAAUAAAGUAGGAUGUUGUAAUAAACAAAUUGAUGGAAGUACGUUGCUAUAUCAUUCAUUUAGCCCUUCUGAUUUUCGAAGAUCACCCAGCAAUAGCAAUUUUUGGGCUUGAAUCCCCUUCAUCUUCUGAAUCAAAAAAACAUCAAUGGUGCUGUUUUGCCUUCUCUCUCAAUGCAUUUUGUUUAAUACUUUUUUUUUUCUUCCCGUUUUGUGGCUUUUAAGGCAGAGAAGAUGGGCAAAGGUAGAUUACAAUGUUGUCUGGAAAACAAGUUGGUGUGCAAAAUGUUGUCAAGAUCUUAUAUACUAGUUAAAUAAUAUUGAAUACAUUAGUAGGGUUUGUAUUAGCGUCCAAUUUUAAAUUGGACUAAAUGCAAGAAAUAAAAAUGUACUAUCAUUUUUUGUUUAUUAUAAUUUAUAGUAUCCUAUUUUCAUUUUUUUCUAUUACAAGAUCAUAUGUUCAAUAUUUUUCUUAUUCAGGCAUUACCUCCCUAGUUAUUGCAUUGUACUUUUUUUUAUCUUAUUAGGAUAUCAUACUUUAAAUUUUAACCCGAUUAUAAUGGUGAAAAUUUCUUUGUAUAUGGAUGACAUGUAUAAACAGGGUAGAUUUUCCAAAGUAGAAAGUUGUAAUAGGAAAAAUUAAAGUAGGAUGCUAUAAUAAACAAUUCUAUGAAAGUGCCUUGCUAUUUCUUGCACUUAUCCCUUAAAAAUUGGUGGAAAAAAACCUACCAAAAAGGUGGAACCCUAAAAAGCUCCUCCAUUCAUGUCCUGUGUAACAUAACAUUGUAAUAAUCAAAGUUUAUUGUAUUUAAUAGGAACCAAACAAACAUCCUUCCCCAACAUUAUAAAGUAUACAAGUAUAUUAACAUGGUACAUAAUAACUUUGUAUUUAAAAUGAACCACAACAUUCGUGGGCUAAGUGAAAUAAAUAGCAAUGUACUUUCAUAAACAGAUCAAUGGAAUUACAUUGUUAUUUCUUGGAUUUAAUCGAAAUUUUUGCAUUAUAACAUUGUACUUACAUUUCUUUUUAUAACAACAUUGUACUUUCAAU